AUGCAUAUCCACAUUAAAGACAAGUGGCGGCUGGCCAGACUCAUCGUGGAGGCUCUUGCGGGUUGUGUGCCUCGACUGCUGCGGCCGAGACGGCUGAGGUUGCUCCUGAUACCGGUACUGCCGUCCCACUCAAAAUUAUCAUUUGGCAAAUUACUACUGUCGCGGCUUCUUCAAAGGAGGAGGUGGUGCAAUUAUUACCAAAAACAAUUUCUCUUUCACCCUUUACCAAGUUGGCAAACCCACAGAUUGUCGACGAUGAGUGCCCGCGAUGUUACUGUUGAUAUUUCUGAGCAUUCUCUGAACUUAUUAUUGGUUCAUAUCAUUCUUUUGUUACAGAUUGUCGACGAUGAGUGCCCGCGAUGUUACUGUUUGAUAUUUCUGAGCAGUCUCUGGACUUGGACUGACUCUUCAGGGUUUAUAUCUGGUGGUGUUCCAGGAGCCAAAAGAAGUUCCAGUUCAGUACUCUUGAGGACUACUCGCAGUGCAGCCUGGACUGAGGAGUCGUCGUCGACAGCGAUGCCGUUCUUCGCGGCCCCGGAGAGCUCGGUGAACGUGACCGGGCAGCUGGGCGCUGCCGUGGACCUCCAUUGCAGGGUCAACCGGCUCCCUGGGGAAACCUCGGUAUCGUGGCUGCGGAGACAAGAAGGUCAGUUACGCCUGCUAGCAGUGGGAUUGGAACUAUACUCCAGCGACUCCAGGUAUGCAGUGCGAUUGCUGGAGCCCGGCGAUUGGCAACUCAGAGUACGAUCUCUGCUGGAGAGUGACCAAGGACACUACGAGUGUCAGGUGCCCUCGCAUCCUCCUCGGGUCCAUUCCGUCUAUUUGCACGUCGUGGUUCCAGAGUUGGAAAUAACGGACGAAAGAGAUGUUCCUAUCAAGGACAAGUUCUACAAUUCUGGGAGUACCAUACAGCUCAAGUGUCGGCUGACGAGGGUUCCCAGGCCUUCCCACUUCCUGCUAUGGAGACACGGGUCUGACAUACUGAACCAUGACCUCCUCAGGGGAGGCAUCAGUGUAAGGACAGACCUGACGGAAGAUGGCGCUUGGAGCAGGCUGUUGGUCGCACACGCUACUCCUCAGGACUCGGGGAACUAUUCCUGCUCUCUCUCAGACGUGGCUGGAGCCUCCGUCACCGUCCAUGUGCUCAAUGGGGAGACUCCUGCGGCUAUGCAGCAUGGCGGCUCACCGCAGCAUUUGACAGUCUACUGGACCCUCCUGCUGACUCUCUCGUUGUUCGUCUACAGAUGACCUCUCUAGUAACUGUUUUUAAGUUUCGGACUCCCGUCUUUCAAUGGAUCACGUCUAAUGUGUUGUAUUUAAACGAAUUACAUAUUUAUAGGUCGUUAGUUUACUAGAGUAAACUUUUGUAUAAAAUGUGAUUUGUAGGUACUGUCAUAGUAUGAGAAUAAAUAUUUUGUGAAUUA
Messenger RNA from Homalodisca vitripennis (glassy-winged sharpshooter), 1424 nucleotides. RefSeq lists its product as uncharacterized. The coding region runs from base 1 to 1248 and encodes 415 amino acids. Gene Ontology annotation, biological process: synapse organization. The record is from RefSeq and is a predicted model, not a curated record. Gene Ontology annotation, cellular component: neuron projection membrane. NCBI's taxonomy places the organism in Eukaryota, Metazoa, Arthropoda, Insecta, Hemiptera, Cicadellidae. The transcript has 7 exons.